Melanaphis sacchari is the source of this 940-nucleotide messenger RNA. Its product is annotated as voltage-dependent anion-selective channel-like. Gene Ontology annotation, biological process: monoatomic anion transmembrane transport. The transcript is spliced from 7 exons. NCBI's taxonomy places the organism in Eukaryota, Metazoa, Arthropoda, Insecta, Hemiptera, Aphididae. The record is from RefSeq and is a predicted model, not a curated record. Bases 95 to 940 code for a protein of 281 amino acids. Gene Ontology annotation, molecular function: voltage-gated monoatomic anion channel activity. Gene Ontology annotation, cellular component: mitochondrial outer membrane.
GUCUGAGCUCCGAUCUGGCGGCCAUUGGUGUUGGAAUAAUUUUUACCACUGAUUGUCAAAUAUUCAAAGAAUUCCGCUAAAGAUCCCAAUCAAGAUGGCUACUCGAUUUUCUGAAGUCGACAGAACAAUGCAUGAUUUUUUUUUAUCCGGAUAUGAUGUGAUCAACAUGUUCAAGCUACAUGUGAAAACGCCUAAACAAAUGGGAAUCACGGUUGUCGGUAUUCAUAACAUAAGGUCGAACAAAAUUGACACUUAUUUUGAAAACAGUAACGUGAUCAAAAAAUCUAAUUACUUAAUUAAAUUGACUGAGAAAUGGAAUUCAAAACGUUCUAUAAAUACUGAAGCUUCUAUAAUCGGCUUAAUACCAGGUUUGACACUUUCAGCUGAUGUUAUAAUGGAGUGCAACAAACGUUCUAAGAUUCUAAAGUUGACGUCUGAAUAUCAUAAUGAGUAUGUCGCACUCAACUUGGACACUAAAUUCAAAGGAUCGAAACCGAUUAUUAAUGCCUCUGCUGUAGCUGCUUACAAUGGGUUGACGGGAGGUGUUAAAGUUGAAUAUAGUACAAGCAAAAAAGCACUUAACUUAAGCAAAUUUAUUAUGAGCUAUAUGAUUAAAAAUGCUGUGUUUACCGCCAAUGUAACUAAUAUGGAAUUAAUUAGUGGCUCAAUGUUCACUACAUAUGUUGAUCGAAUAAAUUUGGGUUUGAAAUGUUGUUGGUCAAUUAAACAUCAUACUGGUUCUGCUGUUGUUGGUUCCCAAUACCAAGUGAACAAAGCUCUCAAAUUGCGAGCCAAGUUCAACAACAAGGGUCAAUUGUACAUAGGUUCUAGCAUAAAAAUCAACAAAAGUGCUAAAUUGACACUUGUUAACUUGAUAGAAUGUUUUCGCUUCAACUCCAGUCCUAUCCUAAUUGGUAUUGGAGUGGAAUUUAACUUGUAA